Molecule: messenger RNA, 9014 nt
Organism: Phalacrocorax carbo (great cormorant)
Lineage: Eukaryota; Metazoa; Chordata; Aves; Suliformes; Phalacrocoracidae
Source: RefSeq, a predicted model, not a curated record
UAGUAAGAUUUUUGGUGGAUUGGUUUGCUGAUCCAGGUAUUAUGUUUCUUUACUAAUCCUAAAUGUGGAAAACGAAAGCUCUUUGGGGGUUUGGAUUUUCACUUUUCUUCUGGGUUUGUGCAGAAAGGCUGCAGAAAAAGUGUUACAGAACAAUUCUUGAAAAAAAUGUUGUCGCAGCUUUUGUGCGUUGUCGCUGAUGAUAAGGCCUUCAGAAUCCAGGACUGUACCUUUCUAUUUAGAGACUUCCCUUUCCUGUAGAUGUUUUGGCAAUUUGAAAAGGCUUUUGUUUGUUUUCCUUAAGGAAUCACACUGUCAUGCUGAAGCCCAACUCAAUAACAAUACUUAAACAGGUAUGUGAUUCUGCGAACUUCAUGGCCAGGAGCUGAGGAGGGAAGUGGGGCCCCUUUGUUGACAUUGAAACGCUAACAGUGUGAAAUUGUGCCCUUGUGUGUUUUUUCUGUUUGUUGCCAGCACUGAAGGCUUUGUUUAAUACAGGUUUUUCUUUCAAAAUGUAUGCAGGUGAGAGAACAGCUCGCUGAAAGCAGCACUCGGAUACUUCACCUUGUCUGCCAUGCAGCAAUCAGUGUGCAAGGAGUAGAGAGGCAGACAGCUGGUUGGGAAGAUCUGUUGAUUUAUUGAAAAUACCAUAGUAAUGAGCAUUGAUGGGAACUGAAAGGCAUCAGAAGCAUAAGACAAUUAAGUGAGGUUUGGGUAAACACAAUAGUAGCUUUGGGGGGUGAAUGGGGGUGUGUUCCUAGUUUGCUCCAAUAGGUUAGGGGACUGUGGACAUAUCCUUAGAAUAAGGUAAUUAUGUUUUGGCAAUAUGAAUUCAGAUUAGUAGUCCAUUCAAAUCAGGAGCCUUUGUAAGACCAAAGCAGUUGUCCUUUCAAUUUUGAGUAGGGCAAAUCCAAAAUGCUUCUUGUGUGUCAGAAGGGUAAAGCUAUGGGAAAGUAUUGAGGAACAAUGACCAUUGCCAGAUGAACUGCCCAAAAUGGCAUAUAGUGUCCGUGCAGACCUUACUUUGCUUAUGUCCUUAGAUUUUCACAGCUGUAAUUCUAAAAUGCUGAAUGCUAAAAUGGAAAACCUUUUUGUUUUGUCUGUUCUUCUUUCCAUGUCCCAUGUUCAUAGCAGAUGUGCCAUAUUAAUAAGAAAAAGUUUCUCACUGAGAACCUGAACUAUCAUGUUGAUCAGAUCCAAUGCUUACAAAAUAGGAAACUAGACAUUAUUGCAGAAGAAAAAAUGCUAGUGAUGUUACUUCAAAUAAGUAUUGCUUGGGAUCUGUGUAAAUACUUCACCAAAAAACUCCGCUUAACCGCACUGAUGAAUGCAUGAGUGGAAGUGCUCGUGCGGAGUCACCAGCAUGUCAGUGGGACUUCAUCAGAAUGGAAAGUAAAAUAAGCUUUGUGUAAUUCUCAUUCUGUUCUGUGUUCUAAUGCAUGUACUGUGAAUAAGGGGUAUUAAUCCAGAGCAGUAUUUGGUACAAGGAGAACAGAAAUAUUUGCAGAACUGUUGCUAGAAGCCUCUGGGUAGUGAUGUCUGGUGUAUUUGCUCUUUCUGCUUUGUGCAUCCUGUUUCCUUCCCAUUGAGAAGUUUUAGUAAUCUGGCAGUUAAGAAAUGCAGUCUUUCUAGCUCCUUUCAUGUGGUUGUGAUCUCUAGAUCCUCUUAUGCUGCUGUGAUACAUUGAUGCAGUGACAAGUGGAGGAACACAUUUAUAGACCUCAACAAACUGAGAACUAGAGUUGAAAAGUCCAGUGGAUCUUAUAUUUGCUUUUGUAGUUCUGUAAUCGCAUCUGCAUCUCAGUAUUUUGCCAGCAUCUAGCAUGGAGCCUCUCUGGUUUUAGAUAUGUGAUAAUGUUCUUGUUUUUUGUAACUGCUUUACUGCAAAAUAUUUGUUUGGAAAAUAGAUGUUUUCAUGUACUUAGGUAUUCUGUAUGCUUUUGUGGCCUUUUAAACUAGUAGGAAUUAUAUGCAUACGUUUCUGUGGAAUGCCCUGCUUGGAGAGUAAAAAGAAUGGGGUUUUAUAUGUUUUGCCUCAGGUAAGUUACUCACCUCAUGCUUUUUAUAUUCCUGCGACUCUCACUUCAAAAGUGCUUACUGUGAACAAACAGAAUAGAGCCAGGCAUGGAUUCUGGUGGGGGGGAUACUGCAGGUUGGCCCCAGCCCCAGCCAGGAGCUCUGUAGGCAGCCCUGCCACCUGACUUGAUUGCAGCCAGGCAGUUUUGCCGACACUUCUUCACGCCAUCACCAGUGCAGCUAAAUCUGAUCCUGACUGUGAAUUGAAAAUUACGUAUUUAUGUGGCUGAAUUUCAAGCAAUGCUGUAAAUCUGUGAUUUAUAGCACAGUGUAUUUGGAUGCAUAUGAGGAAACUUGAGGUAUAGGCAACCAUUUCUUCCUUGCCACCUUUUUAAGCUACGAGAAAGUAAGCUUCUGUCAAAAAUUGGAAUAUUCAGCUGCAAUCCACAAGUCAUGCUCUAGAUAGUAAUUUGUUUUAAAAAUAGUUUAAAAAAUAUUUUUGGAGAAUGUUCAGAAUAGCUAUUGCAUUACGCAGAAUUUCCCCUCUUGUAGUCUGCUGAGAGUAUGUUUUCCCAUCAGAACAGCUUUCCCACUUGUCCUUGGAACAUUUCACUUUCAUAUUUGAAUUGCUUAAUUACAAAUUAUAAGUAUUUGAUGUAGCCUUAAUUGGCCUGCUGUUUUCCAUAGGAAGAUCUGAAAGUGCUUUGAAAAUACUGAGCUUUAUUUAACCCUGUUUGCUCCUUUCCCUGUCUGGAAAAUUUCUCUUAUCUGUGGGAGUUCAGAAGGAAUUUAGAGUAGUUAGUAAUGUUCAAUGAAAAUGCUUGACAUCGGAGUCCUGUUUACCUUUUUUCUUUUCUGUUGGAGACUUUUUUUAACCAUUAUAAACUCUUCAGGUCUGUCAUGGUUAGGAGAAUGAACAUGUCCAGGAACAGGUUACAACAAAAUGAGCUCCUAGAUACUUUACACUGAAUAUGGAUCUUCUUCAGUUGCUGGGUGAUGUACCCAGGCUUUGGGAAGCUGGUCCUUGCAGUGGAGGACUGGAACAGCACACAGAGAGACGGGGAGUCAUCUAUAGUCCUUCUUGGCCAUUGAACUAUCCUCCAGCUGUAAACUGCAGCUGGUACAUUCAGGGAGACAGUGGAGACAUGAUAACAAUUAGUUUUAAGAACUUUGAUUUGGAAGACUCUCAGAAGUGUGCAGUAGACUGGUUGAUGAUUGGCCCAUCUUCCAAGAGGGAGGAGUACAAAGUGUGUGGAUCUUCCAUACCUCCGUCUUUCAUCUCUGCAAGGGACCAUGUUUGGAUAUUUUUUCACUCAGAUGCAUCAAGCUCAGGACAGGCUCAGGGAUUUCGCCUUUCUUACAUUAGAGGAAAGACAGGUCAGGCUGUAUGCCAGUCAGAUGAAUUCCAUUGUGCAAACGGAAAGUGUAUUCCCAGUACUUGGAAGUGUAAUUCCAUGGAUGAGUGUGGUGAUAACUCAGAUGAGAGAAACUGUACUGUCCCUCCAACAGAGCCUCUGUCCAGCAUCUGUCCCUCAGGAAUGUUCCAGUGCAGUGCAGCCCACUCCACCAAGUGCUUGAACAACGAGCUGAGAUGUAAUUCAGUUAAGGACUGCAGUGAUGGUUCAGAUGAAGAUAAUUGUCCUGAUCUUUCCUGUGGCAAAACACUGGGUAAUUUUUAUGGAUCUUUUGCUUCCCCAGACUUAUUCCGUGCUGAUCACAGCAGAUCAGAUCUUCGUUGCACGUGGUAUGUGGACACACAAGAUAAUCGACAUGUUCUGUUGCAGCUUGAUUUGCAGUUAGGCUACAAUGACUACGUAAAGGUGUAUGAUGGUAUUGGAGAGAGAGGUGAUAAAUUAAUGCAAACAUUUUCAUACCACAACAAUAGGCAUUCAGUGAGCGUGGAAUCAUCAAAGGGCCAGCUUACUGUCUCAUAUCAUGCCCGCUCCAAGAGCGCUGGCCAUGGGUUCAAUGCAACCUAUCAGGUGAAAGGCUAUUGCCUUCCUUGGGAACACCCUUGUGGAAGCGAUGAGGAGUGUUUCACAGAUAAGCAGCAUUGUGAUGGCUGGUGGCACUGCCCAAAUGGCAAGGAUGAGGAGAACUGUCCGGCUUGCCAGAAGAAUGAAUACCCAUGUGAAGGAAACAGUGGGCUUUGUUACUCAAUACUUGACCGCUGUAAUAACCAAAAGAACUGCCCAGAUGGCUCGGAUGAAAAAAACUGCUUUACUUGCCAGCCAGGAAACUUCCACUGUGGUACAAAUCUGUGCAUCUUUGAGACUUGGCGCUGUGAUGGCCAAGAAGACUGCCAGGAUGGAAGCGAUGAACAUAACUGCCUGGUGAUCGUUCCCAGGAAGGUCAUCACAGCUGCUCUGAUCGGGAGUCUCGUGUGUGGCUUGCUGCUGGUGAUAGCACUGGGUUGUGCAUUUAAAUUAUAUUCUCUGAGGACCAGGGAAUACAGAGCAUUUGAGACCCAGAUGACGCGGCUUGAGGCAGAGUUUGUGCGGCGGGAAGCUCCACCCUCCUACGGGCAGCUGAUUGCACAAGGACUUAUUCCCCCAGUUGAAGACUUCCCUGUGUAUAAUGCAUCACAAGCUUCUGUGCUGCAGAACAUUCGAACAGCUAUGAGGAGGCAGAUGAGACGACACUCGUCAAGACGGAGCUCGUCUCGGCGGCGCUUGGGCAGGCUCUGGAACAGACUGUUCCACAGACCUCGGGUGAGAGGACAGAUCCCGCUCCUGACGCCAGCUCGCACUUCACAGACUACACUGGGUGAUGGAAUCAUCAACCGUGCUGAUGGGACUAUUCGCAGUACUCCACCUUCCCCUGGAGGACCUAGUUUAGAGGCAGGUGCCCAUGGCCAAGCCAGGGACCUACAAGAAGCUGCAUGUAGCAGCUUGCAGCCAGAGACUGAAAUCACAGAGCCAUCGCCUUCAGAUGUCUUACCGAAUACUUGCACAGCUGCAUCUGCAGAGCCUGAGGCUGGACAUGCUGAUAAAUCUUUAGGUGCCGAGACCUCUGGCAGUGAGCUUAAGCAGUCCAGUAAAGUGGAUUCAGGAAAGGCUUUCAGAGAUCCUUUGUCUGAAAGUGUUACAGAAACCAUCCAUGGAGGGUCAGCAUCCGGGAGGACUGUGCCAGAGGGCAGUAGUUUAAGUAGGAGUCAUCCGCUGAGUGAAGAGCCAUGUAGGUUAUCCUUAAAAAAGUGGGAGUCUGCUUAUUCAGACAGCCCUAUGAAUGUUCAUAUCCAAGUGGAUGGACAAAACCAAUGUUGCCCUAACUCAUACCGGGAGGAGCCUUUGGGUAUUCAUGCGGCUUGUUGCCAUUCUGUGGAAGUGCCAAUGUUAGAGUCCUCUACUCCCCUCUCUGAAAUCAAUACCAGUGAUGAUGAAUCUUUACUUCUUUGCUAAUAAAAAUUUUUGUUUUGGCCCUGUAAAUUUUGUAACUUCAUUGUUUAUAUGACAGUGCACUUUGAUGAUAGUUGGUAUGUCUGUGCUCUUAACUUUGUUUCUUAAAACCAGUGUGCUUUCAUCCCCUAGGGAGUACAGUACAAGACUAAAUGGGACAAGUUUUUGUCUUCAUUGCUAUUCCUGAAACUCCAGUGGGGCAGAAGUAGGCCGGUUAUGCGAUGUCAGGGGCUAGGAGAGCAAGAAUGUGUCACUGUGGUUUGGAGGCAUCUCCAUCCUCUGGUAGUUCUUCUGUGCAUUUCUUCAUUCUGUGUUCAGGGAAUUAGUGUUUCUUUGCUUUUUAAGUGGUCUUACUGAAACUAGAGGGAACUCUGUUGAAACCUGGGGCAGGCACCAGUCAUUGUAACUAUGAGUACUAAACUAGAAAUAACGUUGUCUUUUUAGACAUCAUAAUUUAAUUAACAUUUAAUAAUUUUAAUUACAAAUACUUAGAAGGAAAUAAAAUCCUUUGUAGCUUCCUUUUAGAGAAAUUGCUCACUCACUUUGCUUCCUUCAGAAAUGUUUUGAUGGCCAUAUGUACCUUGAAGCAUCCACUAAAGCAAAUUUUCUAUGUAGAAUACCCAGAAUGGUACCAGGUGUCUUAUCUGGUACAGCUUUAUAAGAGAUCAGCAGUGUUCAGUAUAAGGGGAGUGCAUUGAACCCCAGUUGCAGCAAUGUUUUUAUGUUGCCAUAUGUUACAUUCUCUUCGUAGUGAUGUUGUGAACGUUGAAGAAUUGUUUGCUUUCUCCCUACCCUCUUUUUCCCCUCCUCCCUUCUGUUUUGAGGGACUUCUAUGAUUAUACCACUUAGGGUGUGCCCUGAAGGGUACUGAGGCUUCUCAGCUCCCAUUGGCUGCAGUAGGAAGCACUGAGCACUUGGUAACUGUCGGGAUCAGAAUUCUAUUUUAUUUUGAAAUACAGUCUGUUUCACAAGUUUGCUUGUAAAUCUGCUAUCUAGGUGCAGAUGUAUAAAUAAGUUUUAAAAUUUUUUAUUUUUUAGAGAUUUUGAUCUCUCUUAAGAGCAAAUAGAUCAGUGCCAUUUUCAAACCUGACACUAUGUGUAUUGUACAACACUUAAAUGUAAACUGGUGCCUUUUUGGUUUUAGAGUGUAAUUAAAAGCAAGCAAGUUAUUUACCUGGAAGAAGGGUGGCAUUGCUUAACCAGGAGUGACGCAGUGCGGAAUGACAGAUGUGACUACAUGAUAGCUUGGCCCUGUUGCGAUGGAUGGGAUGCUGGCCAGGUUCCCCCGUGCUCUAACAAGAGCUCUGCUUCAAUUCCUCUGUGACACAGUGACAAACUAAAACACUUUAUAUAGGAGUUAACAAGGGAGUUGAUGCUGCUGCUUUGCAAAUAUCUGUGUGCUCUGAAGCCUGUUCAUUGCUGUAGGAGUUCAAGUUGCCCAAAGUUAUUAACUGAACUUGUAAAAUUGAGGUGGGCCAGGGCUCUACUGUCCACUGGACCCUCCUGGCUGCAAAGGCAAACAGGCUUUUGCAGUGAACAGUUUACAUCAAAGUGUCAAAGAUCUUUUUCCUUUAAAUGGGCUAUAUUUUGCCUAGGAUCUUUUACUAGGAUUCCCUUUGAGGGAGUGCCUUAAAAAGAACAAGGAAUAGGUCUUUGGCUUUACUGAAAUGUAACAUGGAAGAAUUAAAUUGAAGUUUUUUUUUUUUCUCCUCAGUUGCAAAUUGGUUUCCUGCUGUGCAUUUGGGAGGCAGAAGAUUCAAACUCUUUAAGGGCAUUAAUAGCAGGAAAGGCUUGUGGCAAAACGUGUGACAAGCAAGAGUCGUAGUUACAUUAAAUAAAUACUGCUCACUCAUUUUUCCAAGUGCUUUUGUGAUCAGAAUUCAUUUCAUCAAAGGAAAUGUAGUUUUGAAAGAGAUCUUGCUUUCAUAGCAUUUGUAAACAUUUUAGAUACAUUCCACCUUUGCAAGGCCAUGUACUGUAGUCAUUACACUGCCAGGGUUGUUUGCAUCUAAGGCUACAGGUUUUAGUGUCUUUUUAAUCUAAAGGUAAUUUCAAAUACAUCUAAUUAAUUAUAUGUCUAAAAUAGUUAAUUAUAAUUGGGAGGAAGAUUAUAUUUCAAGGUUAAUAUUGUGCAGAUAUGAAGGACAUUAAAAGUAACUAUAUUGAAUCCUGUUACAGAAAUGUAUUUCUAUAAUAAAAUAAUGUUGAUCAUACUAUGCCUUAAACUAUCAUCACUGUAAGGCUCUGAAAGUUGAAAUAUAUGUACUUCAGAAUACUGCUAUAUUUUGGGAACAAUGCUGAACAGCUAACACUAUUUUAUUUCAAGAUGUAUAACUUCACAUAAUUUCUUACAUAUACAUAUUUUGUGUACUGAUCCAUUUGGUAGAAAUUUCACUGAGAACAUUUUAUUUUUAGAAAUGUAAAAAAAUCCAGGUUAAUGAAAAUUUGAUGCUUGAAGUGUACAGAAAUGUUCACAGCCCUCACUAGUGGAAUUUAUAGCCUUGCAUCUAGAGUUACGAGCCUGGUGCUCUUUCUAAGCAUCUAACUUUUGUAUUCUGCAAGAGAGUAUUCUCUCUCAGCUCCCCUAGCUCAUCCCUUCGAGGGAAGAGUCACAAAUGUGCUGUUAGUUUUGCAGAAGUAAUAUCUGUGUCUGCACUGUGAGCACAAGCAGGUGUGUGCAGUGACCUGGAAUGUCUACACCUGAAGAAACCACAAAGUCUGCCUUAGUGUUUGUCUGCCCUUCCUGUAGCGCUUGUAAGCAUUUGGCAGUGCAUCAACCAUCCUCAAAGGCACUGAAGUUCUGUUUCAUGUAAGCUGCCUCCUUCUGUUCAGAACUUCUUAAAAUUAAAAAAGGCGAAAAACUGCUACUGUGCCUGACAUGUGAACAGGAAGAGCUCAUUGUUACAUUUCUCUGCUCAGUGGAAAGCACCACACCUUAAUGACUAUACAGCUUAACAUGAAUCAGCUCAUGAACUUGUUAAAAUUUUUGUUAUUUUAAUGAUGCUUUUCUGCACUCUUUAAAGAUUUUUUUUUUUAAAGGGAAACAGAGUAUUUAAGAUAGCUUUUUUUUUUUAGCCUUUUUUUUUUUUUUGGUUAGAUCUAAAAUUCCUCUGUCCAAGCAGACAAAAAAAAAACUCCCUAAAAAAGAAAUCUCUGAAUAAAGACAAGAAGAAUGGAAGCUCAUAGGAAGCAUUAAGGAAAAGUGACCCCCUUAUGUUUUCUCUAACUGCUAUUAAAACAUGGCGAAUGUUUCUGUUUGAAAUUCUGGCAUCUUCCUGCUUGUGUAUGACUCUGUUAACAUCCCUUAAAUGUACUUGUUUUCUUUUUCUCUUCUUGGCUCUGUGGUUUGUUUUGUUGGUUGGUUUUGUUUUUUAUUUUUGUUUUGGUUUAAUUUACAUGUUGUGUAUAUUUGUUUAGAUAUAACAUAUAUAACAUUUUACCGUAACAUAUGUACAGGUAUAUGGUUCAGGUAUGGUAUCAUGGUUGCUGGUGUCUGCUGGUUCCUGGACAAUGAUACUAAGCAAGUAAGAUGCUGGGCAUCAUCAUACUUUGCUUGUGCUUUGGAUUUUUUCUUUUUUUAAUAAAAAUUUAUGUGCCCAGAGA